This is a messenger RNA of Cavia porcellus (domestic guinea pig), 932 nucleotides long. RefSeq names its product transmembrane protein 126B (gene Tmem126b). Gene Ontology annotation, biological process: mitochondrial respiratory chain complex I assembly. NCBI's taxonomy places the organism in Eukaryota, Metazoa, Chordata, Mammalia, Rodentia, Caviidae. Gene Ontology annotation, cellular component: mitochondrion. The record is from RefSeq and is a predicted model, not a curated record. The transcript has 5 exons. Bases 108 to 791 code for a protein of 227 amino acids.
UGACUGGGUUGGGGCGGGCCCUGUGAGGGCCGGAGGCUAGAGCCCUCAGCAGGCUCCUCUAGGGAGUUCUGGGUUCCCGCCCGUCCGCGCAUCAGGUGACCUACAAGAUGGCGGCGCUCAGGCGGGACCCUGGAGUAGACCUGAAGGAUGCAAGGAUGGUGCCCGGGGGAGCUGAAGAAGCUCACGAGGGGAUGAAGACAGCAACAUUUGCACACACUCAACUCAGUCCUUCUCUAAGAGAUGCAAAAUUCAGAAUGAUCAUUGAAAACAUAGAAAAAAAAUUUGAGUAUCUUCGAAGAGACAAGGCUUUCCUACCUGGACCAGUAUUCUUUGCAGCAUCAGCUAGUCUCUCUGGAAUAUUGGCAAACUUUAUUUUGAGACACUGCUUCAAAGUUAAACAUGAUGUUUUGAAGACAUAUGCAUCAUUAACUGCUCUUCCAUUUUUGUCUACCAUAGUUACUUAUAAGUUCUUUGUAACUGAUGCUUUGUAUUCAGAUCAUAUAAGCAAGGAAAAUUGUGUCCUGAGAAGUUCACUAGUUGGCCUAGUGUGUGGUGUUUUAUAUCCCAGUGGUUUGGCUUUUUCUAAAAAUGGACGCUUAGCAGUCAAGUAUCAUACUGUUCCACUGCCACCAAAAGGAAGGGUUUUCCUUCAUUGGCUCCUGCUUUGUCAAACACAAAUAAAAGCAAUGGUAAUUCCUAUAAUACUUCUGACACAAUUUGGAAUACUUAAUGGCCUACAGCAGUAUGCAAUAUAUGAAAAUACAUAUAAGAAAACUGUACCUGAAGAUUGAAGAAUCUGUGGACACUAAUUCAACAGUAUAUGUUUAUAUGAUGAGGACUGACACAUUGCUGAAACAGUAAAAAUAUUUUGCCUGGUAUGUAGCAGAUAAUAAAUAGUAAUUUAAUAAAUACAAAUGCUAAACAAAUACAAA